AUGUCGGUGGGGACGCUGAAGAAGCAGUUACUCCAAGCCAGCCAGCUAAUUAGGGAAAAAAUAAAUGGCAUUGAAGGCACGAAACUAGAUGACCACUUUCUUGACCUGGAAAAGAAAAUAGAUAUUACCAAUAAAGUUGUUACAGAAAUUCUUUUGAAAGCCACAGAAUACAUUCAGCCCAAUCCAGCAUGCAGAGCGAAGCUGGGGAUGCUGAGCCCGAUGUUGAAGAUCCACAAUCAGGGGAAGGCCUCAGAGUGCCUGCAGCCAGAGGGCCUGCUGGGUGACUGCAUGCUCAAGUACGGCCAGGAGCUGGGCGAGGACUCCACCUUCGGCAGCGCGCUGACCGAUAUGGGCGAAGCUAUGAAGCUGAUGGUGGAGGUGAAAGAAUCCUUUGAUAUUAACGUCAAGGAAACCUUUAUUGAUCCACUCCAGUUAGUACACGACGAAGAUUUAAGUGAGAUUUCGCACCACCUGAAGAGGCUGGAGGGCCGCUGCCUGGACUACGAUUAUAAAAGGAAGCACGUCGGGAAGAUCCCCAACGAUGAGAUCACACAAGCAAUGGAAAAGUUUGAGGAGUCCAAGGACUUUGUGGAGAGAUGCAUGUUUAAUUUUUUAGAAAAUGAUCUAGAGCAAGUUGGCCAGUUGCCGCUGUUAUUCCAGGCAGCUCUAGAGUAUCACCAGCAGCCGGUCAACAUCCCUGCAGCCACUGCAAGAAGGAAGCUGAAGGAUGCGGGUCCUGGUGGGGUUAACUCCCAGGUGACCACUGCCUACUGCCAAGACCAACUUCAGAAUAGACGCUCUUCCAACGCAACGACAUCUCGGGGCGUCACUUCUAGCACUUUGGGCUACUCCAGAGUCAUGGUGUAA
Molecule: messenger RNA, 867 nt
Organism: Myotis lucifugus (little brown bat)
Lineage: Eukaryota; Metazoa; Chordata; Mammalia; Chiroptera; Vespertilionidae
Product: endophilin-A3-like
Cellular component (GO): cytoplasm
Molecular function (GO): protein binding
Source: RefSeq, a predicted model, not a curated record